ACAGUCAUGAAGUGCCUUAUCCUUCUGGCCCUCUUUGCUGCAGCUUAUGCUGCUCCCAUUGAGGAUGACAAGAUCAUUGGAGGCUACGUGUGUGGCAAGAACUCCGUCAAAUACCAGGCCUCUCUGAACUCUGGCUACCACUUCUGUGGCGGCUCCCUGAUCUCCAGCACCUGGGUGGUGUCUGCUGCUCACUGCUACAAGUCCCGCAUUGAGGUGCGUCUUGGUGAGCACAACAUCGCUGUCUCCGAAGGAACCGAGCAGUUCAUCUCCUCCUCCAAGGUCAUCCGUCACCCGUCAUACAACAGCUACACCCUGGACAACGACAUCAUGCUGAUCAAGCUCAGCAGGGCCGCCACCCUCAACAGCUACGUCGGCACCGUGUCUCUGCCCUCCAGCUGCGCCGGCGCUGGCACCAACUGUCUGAUCUCUGGAUGGGGCAACACCAGCACCUCUGGAAGCAACUACCCUGAUACCCUGAGGUGCCUGAAUGCUCCCAUCCUGAGCGACACCAGCUGCAAGAACGCCUACCCUGGAGAGAUCACCUCCAACAUGUUCUGCGCUGGAUUCCUGGAGGGAGGAAAGGACUCUUGCCAGGGUGACUCCGGUGGCCCCGUGGUGUGCAACGGUCAGCUGCAGGGUGUGGUGUCCUGGGGAUACGGCUGUGCCCAGCCGAACCUGCCUGGAGUCUACGCCAAGGUCUGCAGAUACAACUCCUGGAUCAGCAGCACCAUGUCCUCCAACUAA
Molecule: messenger RNA, 744 nt
Organism: Salarias fasciatus (jewelled blenny)
Lineage: Eukaryota; Metazoa; Chordata; Actinopteri; Blenniiformes; Blenniidae
Product: trypsin-3-like
Exons: 5
Coding region: 7-744 (245 amino acids)
Biological process (GO): proteolysis
Molecular function (GO): serine-type endopeptidase activity
Source: RefSeq, a predicted model, not a curated record